AUGCUAAAUUUAAAGAAACAUUCUGAAUAAGAUAUGGAUUCUCUAAUUGAAUCUAUGCUUAGAUUGAUUGAAUACAUGAAUAAUAACCCUUCUAUAAAGCGUUAAAUUUUUUAAUCAUUCAAUUAAGAGGACUUAUAGAAAAUAUUGAAGAAUAUGAAUGAAAAAAAAAAUAUAUUUCUUCGUCAAAUUUCUUGUAUAUUUUUAUGCGUUGUACUUCAAAAUGAAGAAAAUUGUUAAGAUUUUAUGAAACUUUGUGAUUUACUUCCAAUAAAUUCAAAGAUUGCUUUAAAUGGUAUUCCUGAAAAAAUGAGUUAGUACAUAAGUAGUGAUUUGUUAUAAAAAUUGAAUUAAGUUUAGCCUUCUUAAAAUAGUUUAUGUUGGUUCUAUACGUAAUAAAUGGCAAAAGAUAAACUACCAAACUUAGCAUAUUUUUAAUUAAAUAUAAAUGAAUUGAAAAAGUCAAUUAAUGAUUUUAUUGAUCCAUAAGAAUGUAUGAUUGGAACUACAUAUAGGAAAAUACUUAUUAAAACUUUUCAGAUAGAAUUAUAAAGUUAAAGUAAUAGAAUUGAACAUCAUCAUAAAAUGAGCAUAUCUCCUGUUAGCAAACAAAUGGCUUCUCUAAUAUUGCCAUUAAAAGAAAUUAAUAAUCCAAAAUAUUAUUAACGAUAUGUAGCUUAAUCUAUUAAUCAGCAUUAAUUUAAGGAUUUACUUUCUAAUACUGCUAGAGCAGACACUUCUUUUGAAAAAAAAUAACCAAGAUCUGAAAUUCUUAAAAAUAGAUUCUAAUGUUGA
Paramecium sonneborni is the source of this 792-nucleotide messenger RNA. The record is from the annotation of a GenBank genome assembly. Lineage: Eukaryota; Ciliophora; Oligohymenophorea; Peniculida; Parameciidae.